This is a messenger RNA of Cotesia glomerata, 938 nucleotides long. RefSeq names its product endocuticle structural glycoprotein ABD-4-like. The coding region runs from base 129 to 692 and encodes 187 amino acids. Gene Ontology annotation, cellular component: chitin-based extracellular matrix. NCBI's taxonomy places the organism in Eukaryota, Metazoa, Arthropoda, Insecta, Hymenoptera, Braconidae. Gene Ontology annotation, molecular function: structural constituent of chitin-based larval cuticle. The record is from RefSeq and is a predicted model, not a curated record. The transcript has 4 exons.
GAUCUAGUGAGCCCGUGCACGAGAAUGGGAAGGGAAAGAUCGGAACGUUUUCGUAUAAAUGCUGGCGGUGCUCCUCUUCGAGAUGCAGAUUCUAUCUUACCAAUUAGAGUUUACGGAGCUACAACGCUAUGAAGUUUUUAAUCAUUAGCUUUGCCAUUCUUGGCUGCGCAUUCGCUCAAUUCAGCGGUAAUUAUCGGCCUUAUCAAAGACCUGGUGCUCCGAGACCGAUUCCCCAACCACAAUUUCAGCCUCAGUUUCAACCUCAGCAGCCUCAAUAUCAACCACAAGGACAAUUUAGUCCAAGUGGGCCGACAAUUCCAAUUCGUAGUCAAACUCAAGACUCAUCACCUGAUGGCUCAUAUCAAUUCAGUUAUGAAACUGACAACGGAAUUUCAGUGUCUGAAAGUGGAAGUCCCAAAGGAGCACCAACUCCCGAAGGACAAGCUGAAAUCGUUCAAGGACGGUACUCUUACGUAGCCCCUGACGGCACGCCAAUAACCGUUGAGUAUUACGCAGAUGAAACUGGAUUUCACGCAACAGGUAAUCAUAUUCCGACUCCACCCCCGAUCCCAGAAGCGAUUCAACGCGCAAUUGCUUCACUUCCACCCAGCAAUGAAGGCCAGUACCAAGAGGAGCAGUACAAUAACCGCCUGUUUAAUCAGAACAUAGGUGGACCAUUCCGUAAAUUCUAAUAAUCAACAUCCUGUAAUAAUUAAUUAUCUUACUCAAUCUUAAACACACUUAAAGCACGAUCAUCAGUAUAUAUAUCAUGUGAAUAAUAUACUUUUUAUCAAAUUAUGUUUUAAAUUUUGUUACCCAUUAACCUGUGAUUAAUUCUAUCAUAAAUAUGUAACGUAUAUAUAUUGUAUUUUUUGUAUUGUUGUUCUAAUUGAGACAAAGGAUUAUAAUGCAAAUAAAUAAUAUUGCAAUAAAAAUAA